Penicillium cinerascens is the source of this 621-nucleotide messenger RNA. Its product is annotated as mitochondrial 54S ribosomal protein mL61. The record is from RefSeq and is a predicted model, not a curated record. Bases 1 to 621 code for a protein of 206 amino acids. Gene Ontology annotation, cellular component: mitochondrion. NCBI's taxonomy places the organism in Eukaryota, Fungi, Ascomycota, Eurotiomycetes, Eurotiales, Aspergillaceae. The transcript has 2 exons. Gene Ontology annotation, molecular function: structural constituent of ribosome.
AUGGUGAACCUUUUCAAGCGGAUGCGGAAGCUGAAGACUAUACUCGACGUCCGAGUCGGCACCGGUGCCGCCAUCUUCCCGACCCUGGCCUCGGCCAACAAAGAAUUCCCAGCUGUCACCCGACUACACCUCACAUACGCGCAAAAGAUCUACGGCGGACACCAAGGCGCCCGGCAUUUCUGGCGCAGGUGCCUUCCACGACUGAAGUACCAUAACCCCGGAGUAAAGAUGACAGUACGACAAACAGAAGAGCAGGAAGGCCCAGCCGCAUUGACGAUCUACUUCGCGGAAAGGGUCGGCAGCACGGCGAACGCCAUCGCGGGCAAGAAUCAGAUCACCGACAAGCACGCACCGGCGCCGGAGGCCAGCGAGAGGACUGCCGUUGUGGACGUGAAGAACCUUACCUGGGAGGAGAUUUGGAGUCGUGUGCAGGCCUCGACGGGUGCGGAGGAGGUGCCUGCUACGGCUGAGGAUCAGGCGGAGCAGAAGAAGUUGCAGGCUAUUUCGGAGAAGGCUGUUAAGGACCGCGAGCGUAUACAGGCUAUGCGGCAGGCGAAGAGGGAUCAGGAGCGGAUGCUUGCUGAGGCGCGUGGUGAGGUGGAGAAGCUCAAGACGAUGUAA